UUGGAUUUGGCCAGUGUAGAUGCUGCCGCGUGAAUGCCAUCGUCGGAAAGUUUCGUCUUAUAAAGUGAAAUACUAAAAGAAAAGAAGAGCUAAAAAAAAACAAUGCAGAAUUCCCCGGCCCCGUGUGCCUGGUAUUUACCAUGGUCUUUGGCCGCCCAGCAGCAUCAACAGAAGAUGCUGCAGAUGCAGUCGCCGUUUCUGGACAAGAUGGGUGCCACUUCGGUGGGUGGGAUUUUUGCUGCCCAACCACAAAUGCAGCAGCAACUCUCACCAAAUACGGCCGCAGCUCCUCCGGCAAAUUACCAACAGCCCGCUUUGCAUCCAAGUGCCGCACCCGGAGCUCACUUCCACAUGGGAUCGCCGUAUAAUCAUCUGGCACCGCAGCUUUUGAAUGCCGGACAACUUAAUCAGAAUGCCCUGGCACCUCAAUCCCACUUGAUGCACUCUGCCAUGUUUUCCUCUUUGCCUCUUGGAGCUUAUUAUGCACCUGCCGCCGGCGGUGGUCACACGGCCUUCGGUGGAGUACCCCUGACAUCAGCUGCCCAACAAUCCCUAAUGGCUGCCACUGGAGGGGCACCUGGUGGCCAUUUGGCCACUCAACAGACACCAAACCAAGUGCCGGUUCAAGUGCCCGUACAGAUGGCUCCGCGGGCAACUCCUAACGCCUGCUCCAUGGUCCAGCCACUGAACUGCCUGCCUCACCAGGAACUAAAUCACCUGUCGUCCAUCAAUCUCAACCUGCUGCGAAACCCAGCGUCUACGCUCUCAGCCGCCAUCCAGGUCUUGCCAAGUGCCGAGGUGCCGAUUAAUAAAAAGACUACUUCUCCAAGGGACUCCGACAAUCUUAAGAUUAAGAUACCAGAAAAGCGGAAAACAGAUGAUAAUGAUCAAAUAAAAGAACUCAAAAAGGCUAAACUAGAGACAAAAGCUUUGAAGGCUAAGAGGCCGGGAUUCACAGAUGAAAGAUAUCAGGAAACUUCCUACUAUAUGGAAAAUGGUCUUCGCAAGGUUUACCCAUACUACUUUACAUUCACAACCUUCACAAAAGGACGCUGGGUGGGUGAAAAGAUCUUGGAUAUAUUCUCUAGAGAGUUCCGGGCACAUCCUGCCGAGGAGUACGAAAGAUGCAUCCAAACUGGGACUUUGACCGUGAACUUUGAGAAAGUACCCAUUGACUAUCGGCUAAAACAUAAUGAUCUACUUGCUAAUAUUGUUCACAGACACGAAGUUCCUGUGACUUGUCAACCAAUUAAAAUUGUGCAUAUGGAUGAGGACAUUGUAGUUGUAAAUAAGCCAGCAUCGAUACCUGUCCAUCCUUGCGGACGUUACAGACACAACACCGUAGUCUUCAUUCUGGCCAAGGAGUUUAACCUUAAGAACCUACGCACUAUACACCGACUUGAUCGGUUGACAUCCGGACUUUUGUUAUUCGGACGUAGUCCCAAAAAGGCCCGCCAAAUGGAGCAGCAGAUUCGCAACAGGCAGGUGGAAAAAGAGUAUAUAUGCAGGGUGGAAGGUGUUUUUCCAGAUGGUAUUGUGGAGUGCAAGGAGCCCAUUGAAGUAGUUAGCUACAAGAUUGGCGUGUGCAAGGUAUCUCCAAAGGGCAAAGAUUGCACGACGACUUUCCAAAAGCUUUCCCAAAAUGGCACAACCAGUGUGGUACUCUGCAAGCCACUUACUGGCCGAAUGCAUCAGAUAAGAGUUCACUUGCAAUACUUGGGUUUUCCCAUACUCAAUGAUCCUCUUUACAAUCAUGAAGUCUUCGGUCCUCUGAAAGGACGUUCUGGGGAUAUUGGUGGCAAGUCAGAUGAUGAGCUUAUACGAGAUCUCAUAAAUAUACACAAUGCUGAGAACUGGCUGGGCAUAGAUUGUGAUUCUGAUAUAUCAAUGUUUAAGACCGCCAAGGACGAGGUAGAUCGUGAAAGUCUCAGCAGUGAGCACACUUCCGUUGUUCAUCACAGUGAUGAUGAUGUUGGAGUUAAUUCAAGGGAAACAACACCACCCUGCACGGAAGCUCAGCAGCCCGACAGCAGUGCGAAAAACACAAAUGUAAUCAAGGAGUAUCCAGUUACUGCCCCGAAGUCUUCCACGGAAAUUUCACCAGCUCUGCUGGACUCAAUGGAGGGUCCAUUGGGUGGCAGUGGAUGCAAUGGCACAAAGUUUUCAGUCGAUGAACAUUGCUAUGAGUGCAAAGUGCACUAUCGCGAUCCGAAAUCCAAGGACCUUAUAAUGUAUCUGCAUGCAUGGAAGUACAAGGGCCCUGGAUGGGAAUAUGAAACGGAGUUACCGAAUUGGGCCCGCAACGAUUGGGACCACUUAGACUCUGUAUGAGUGCACAAUACUACUUAUAUUAGAAACCAAACAGACCAAAAUCAACAAAAUUAUAUAUAUAUAUAUAUAUAUAUCUAUAUCAUAAAUAAAAGAUGUGCCUUUAAGAUUGGAUAGCAUGCGUACGCUUCUGUUAAAUGCGUUAAUACAAUAAUAUUUAUGUACACAAAAGGCGUAGAGAAUGCGUUUAGAUUGAUUGUAAAAUUAAUAUACGCAUUAUAGUAUCCUAUAUAGUUCACAAUCAAAAACAAAUAGGCUAAUUACAAGAGCUGAAAAGACGUGCAAAUAAAUUCGAAGCUUUUAUUACAAAAUAAUAGGUAUAUUUAUCUGUAUACAAGACAUGCACUUACGAUAUGUGAAAGGCAAUAUAUUAUAUUAUAAUCGGAAUAGACAACUUUAUAGAAAUUAGUUUAUAUAUGAAUGUAAAGCAAGAUCAUAUACUGAAAAGUGAAAAUAAAUACAAUUUUACAAAUGUUUCUUAGAAAAUAAAUGAAUUUUCAAUUUA
Messenger RNA from Drosophila eugracilis, 2833 nucleotides. RefSeq names its product RNA pseudouridylate synthase domain-containing protein 2 (gene RluA-1). NCBI's taxonomy places the organism in Eukaryota, Metazoa, Arthropoda, Insecta, Diptera, Drosophilidae. The record is from RefSeq and is a predicted model, not a curated record. Gene Ontology annotation, biological process: pseudouridine synthesis. Gene Ontology annotation, molecular function: pseudouridine synthase activity; RNA binding.